CUGCUGAAAAAACAGAUUUGAAUGGGAUUCUUAGUAUCAUACAAAACUGUGAUCAGUUCGAAAUGUAUUUUGACGAUAUAAAAAAGGUUGAGGAGGUCCGCCGGUUCUGUCGAAGUCUAUGCCACUCCCCUAAUAUGCAAGUUUCAUGUCAGGAAAUGUCGGAAAUUUUCAAAGCCUUAACAAACUUGUUAACAGAUGGAAAGUGUCUUGGUAGCAAACCGGAAGCAAUUUCUACAGUUACGGAGUUGAAAAAGUUAGAGACAAACAAAUUGACUGUCACUUCCGAAGAAGUUGGAAAACUUCUUGUAUUAGAAAAAGGUGCCAUGGAAGAUUGUAAAAAGGCAUUAAAUGAAGAAAGGGAUGACGACAGUGUUACUAUGAAAGACAUCGUUUCGCGUUUGGACCAUGUAACACAACUUUUUUCAGUUCUUGGUCGACAACGUCCUAGUAAACGGCCAGUCAAAUCUGACGAUGGCCACUUGCCAAAGAGAGUAAAGCGUGACAGAGCGUCAUAUAGUUCAAAUGUUGAAGGCAUGUUAAAAGACUUACGCGUCUUCUACGAUAAAUACUACAGUACUUUACCAUUGGGUCCAAUGUUUGAAGAAAAGGUAUCUAAACUUGAGGAAGCUUCGAACAGGCUGGUGAAAGAAUCGUAUGCUGUAGAUGCUUCUGAAUUUCUUGAACAAGUUGAAAGGCAAAAUAUUCAAGACUGUUUGUCAAAUCCACUAGAAAGCAUACACUUACUUUGUAUCUUUCAUGAUGAAAAGACACUUGUUGACUCGAGAUGUAAGACAUACUGCCAAAUAUUGAACAUGUUGCUUGGGAGGGCAAAAAAGAUGUUCAAGAUAAAGCAGCAAGACGUCACCGAUGGAUCAGAAACUAUUGAUUUACCAACUUGCUUUAAACAGGAUGCGGACAUGUGUCAGGAGCACAAAUCAAUUCUUUUAAGAUUGGGAGAAGUUGCCUAUACAGCGUUGAAAUCUACAAGCAAUCAAGUAUUAGAUGAAGCAACCGUAAGCGCAACAUUUAGAGGAGAAGAAGAAGUGAGCUUUAUACUGACUGCAGGUCUAUUGUCCAAGGACGAGCAAAGGGGGAAACUUGCAAGACAGGUUUGCCGUUACAGUUUUUUGCACUCAACAUAUCAAGAAUUGUUGUGCUGUUUGUAUCUGGUAUGUAAAGACAACGGUGAUGAUCUCUUGAGCAGGCUUUUAGACCAUCUUGAGACAACAGGACAAAAAGAUGUUUUAACAGAAAUGUUUCUGUUCUUCUGUGGCAUGAGCGGCAAACUAGCGAGCAGAGCACACGAUAAACUUUCACAAAUGAAAUAUGACCAAAUGAAGAAGUGCGACCGCAUUAGGUUUUUAGAUGUGCGGAAAUCAAGAGACUUAACCCUGAAGGGAUACGAGGAAUCGAAAAUAAAUGGAGUCGAAAAUAACAUUGAAAUGCGCCAGUUGGUAAUUGACAAACACUUGGAUUUUCAUUAUCCAGCUUUACAGAGGAACACGACUGGGGUACAUUCGCUUGCUUGCAUUUGGCACAAGGAAAUUUCAAUUGAAGUCAAAAACAUGGAUCUCUUUAUCAAGAACUCUUCGAAGUCGUUAUUGUAUGUCUUUAUCAAUGGUGAGCAUGGCAAAACUAUUCAAUUCACGUCACAAAAUCUAAAUAUAUGUCUGAACCUGCAUACGUUGGAACUGCGGUAUAUACAGUUGACGGAUAAAUUAGAUCUUUCCGCAUGUGACACACUCAGAUCUCUAACAAUAACCAGAGUAAAGCUCUCAGAGGUGUGUAUACAUGCACCAACGUUACACUAUUGCUUUCUACGUACUGUAGAUGAAAGGGAUGCUUUAUUCCACUUGUCAUUUUCGAACGAUCUACGAUUUUCAGUGAAAUUAAAAGAGCUUACUCUGAUGAACGUCAGUGUAGUAGGAGUGUUAGAUAUAAGCGAGUGUAAACACCUGACAGGCAUAUGUUUGUGGAAUGUUGACAUGGACAAGUUGAUUUUAGAAACUCUCUCGGUUAAGACAUGUUUUCUUGGUGAACACAUUGGAAAGAACAAAAGCAUUGGAAAGAACAAAAGCUUUUGGCCAAUCAUCCUCAAUGCACUGACAGGUUCGGAAAAGUUAGAGGAACUCUACGCUAGUGGACCAGAAUGCAGUUCGUUAGAAUUGUUUGAUGCACUUAAGACAAUAAAGAAUGUUCGUGACAUACAACUUAUGCACGUGAAUUGCAAUGACGCUGAUAUGCAACUGCCAAAAAGCUUGCAAAACAUUUCCCUUGAUGAAGUUAUCCUAUCAUUUCCUGCUUUCACUAAACUUGUCGAAAGUGACAUUACUUCUAUUGAAAAGAUUCAGCGUCAUGCUGCUAGAUUUUUCAUGAAUGAUUACACUUCGAGAGAAGAUGGCUGUGUCCCAGACAUGCUACAGAGACUCGAUCUCGACCCGCUUCAGACCAGGAGUCAUCAGGCAAGGCUUGUAUUCAUGUUCAAAAUUAUCAGGGGUAUGGUUCUGGCAAUAGACAAAUCCAGCUACUUAACACCUAUUCAAAAACUUAAGUGA
Messenger RNA from Mya arenaria, 2555 nucleotides. RefSeq lists its product as uncharacterized. The record is from RefSeq and is a predicted model, not a curated record. The coding region runs from base 63 to 2555 and encodes 830 amino acids. NCBI's taxonomy places the organism in Eukaryota, Metazoa, Mollusca, Bivalvia, Myida, Myidae. The transcript is spliced from 5 exons.